AUGGCGACUCUGACCAGACGUCAGCAAGAUGUAGUUCACAACUGCGUAAACCAGAACGGCAACUACUUCAUAACAGGUUCUGGAGGCACAGGCAAAAGCACAAUUCUGAGGGGGAUCAUCGAAGAACUGAAGAUUAUAUAUCCGAACAACGCCGGCGAGCUCGUCGUAACAGCCUCAACCGGAGCCGCAGCGUGCUGUAUAUCUGGAACCACGCUUCACUCAUUUGCUGGUAUACAGCUAGGCACAGACCCGAUACCGGCGUGCGUACGCAAAGUAAGCUCCAGUACUACUCUUAGAAAGAGGUGGCAGCUGGUUCGUCUCUUAAUAGUAGACGAGGUAUCCAUGAUAGAUGUCGGGUACAUAGAGAAAAUAGACGCCGUAGCUAGAGCUGUUCGUGGCAACAAGAAAGCUAUGGGUGGUAUAAAGCUCAUAUUUUGUGGAGACUUCCUACAGCUGCCAUCUGUAGACCAGAGGCGCGAGCAUUUGUUCCGCAGUGCGUGGUGGGCGAGAGCUAACAUACAACCUGUGCUUCUCACUGAGUCGAUGAGACAAUCAGACUCUGAUUUUGUGGCCGAUUUAAAUCUCAUGCGUAUGGGCUCCAUGCCAAUGGGGCCCCUGUUACCCAUACUACGUGGCGAGUGUUCCCAGUAUGCAGUAGACAUGGCCUCGCAAGCCACCAAACUGAAGUGUCUUAAGCACACAGCAGAGCUUCACAAUGCGAAUCAACUAAGUGCCCUCAAGACCGGCGAACUUUUUACGCACGAAGCCAUGGACGCAGGUCGCGAUCACGGAGGCUCUCUGGCUAGACAGUGUCCCCUUCAGACAAUACUCGAGACAAAAGUAGGAGCCCUGGUUAUGCUAGUUAGAAACUUGCCUAACGGGCUAGUAAAUGGCAGUACCGGCAGGGUUUCGCAUUACUUAGAGGUGAGUUCAGGUGGAAUAGUAGAAAAUGUGCCAGUGGUCAACAUGGUAACUUCUGAUGGUCAGCCCAUACAGUAUGUGGCCAACCGCGAACUCUGCACUAUAAUAGAUUCCGGUGGCAAUGUAACCUGGUCUCGAUACCAGGUACCUCUGAUACUAGCGUGGGCUCUUACAAUCCAUAGAGCACAGGGCGCCACGUUAGAGCUGGUAGACGCCGAUCUAAAGGGUUGCUUUGCCACCGGCCAGGCGUAUGUGGCUUGUAGUAGAGUUACUUCGGCAAUAGGGCUCAAGGUUUCGAAUUUUGCGCCGUCUUGCAUUAAAGCCGACCCAGAAGCGGUCAGGUACUAUAGAGAACUUGAGAGUGCAUCAUAA
This is a messenger RNA of Puccinia triticina, 1293 nucleotides long. RefSeq lists its product as uncharacterized. The coding region runs from base 1 to 1293 and encodes 430 amino acids. Gene Ontology annotation, molecular function: DNA helicase activity. Lineage: Eukaryota; Fungi; Basidiomycota; Pucciniomycetes; Pucciniales; Pucciniaceae. The transcript has a single exon. The record is from RefSeq and is a predicted model, not a curated record. Gene Ontology annotation, biological process: telomere maintenance; DNA repair.